Molecule: messenger RNA, 481 nt
Organism: Polypterus senegalus (gray bichir)
Lineage: Eukaryota; Metazoa; Chordata; Cladistia; Polypteriformes; Polypteridae
Gene: rpl35a
Product: ribosomal protein L35a
Exons: 5
Coding region: 93-425 (110 amino acids)
Biological process (GO): cytoplasmic translation; ribosomal large subunit biogenesis
Cellular component (GO): ribosome; cytosolic large ribosomal subunit
Molecular function (GO): structural constituent of ribosome
Source: RefSeq, a predicted model, not a curated record
UUGUUAAUUACCCGUCAGGCCAUGCGUUGGGUCUUUUUCGUCCAUCUUGAUUUCGAGUACAGGCCAAUCUGUGCUCCAGUUAAGCAACCACGAUGCCGGGAAGACUUUGGAGCAAGGCUAUUUUUGCUGGCUACAAGCGUGGUCUGCGUAACCAGCGUGAACAUACAGCCCUGCUAAAAAUUGAAGGUGCAUACACUCGCAAGGAAACAGAGUUCUACCUGGGCAAACGCUGUGCCUAUGUGUACAAAGCAAAAAAAAAUACAGUAACCCCUGGUGGGAAACCCAACAAGACCCGUGUGAUUUGGGGAAAGGUUACCCGUGCUCAUGGGAACAGUGGAAUGGUCCGUGCUAAGUUUCGCAGCAAUCUCCCUGCAAAAGCAAUUGGACAUAGAAUACGAGUGAUGCUGUACCCAUCUAGGAUCUGAAGUCCUCAAGUACAAAAUCUCUUGUAUAUACAAUAAAAGAGUUUCUUUCCAAUCUU